AUGGGAAAGAAGCACAAGCCGCGGCCCGACGACCGCGCGCGGGUCGUCGACGCAAGCGACGUCGGGGGCAAGGUCAAGAAGAAGAAGGCGAACGGGGCGACGAUGAAAGCUUCUCGGCGAAAAGGCGGCGGUGCGUCGGCGAACGGCGACGGGCGCCCGUACGACCCGAGCAGGACCCUCUCGAAGCCCGCGCCCCCGCCCCCGGCGUACACCCCACGCGUCCCCACCGGCGCGUACAUCACCCCCGAGCACGACGAGUACGACGCGUGCGUGGCGCGAUCGUACGUCGGGUUCGUGGUCGAUCCCCCCGACAUUUUGCCCGACGAACUGCACGCCGACGUCGCCGCCGCGUUUAAGACGAUGGCGAAGCGGGGUCUCUUCACGCGCGACGUCCUCGCCGCGGGAAAGACGGUGUCCCCCACGUUCGUGUCGCGGACCCUCGUCGGGGAGCGCGGGAUGACCUACCACUACCAAAAGCUUCGCAUCUUCGCCUUGCCGUGGUCCGACGAGGACACACCGGAGGGGUCGCCGCUGCGCGUGGUUCGCAGACUCAACGACGCGAUGAAGCGCCGGUCAAGGGCGCUGUUGACGCGACAUCGCGAUGCGCGCGUCCCCGGGGACGUCACCGGCUCGUGCGAGUUCAACGUGACGCUCAUCAACUUGAUGGAACCCGAGCGAAAGGAAUCCGUCGCGCUCAAGGACGAGGGGCAGUUCGGGAUGGGCAAGGCUUCCGUGUCGUGGCACUCGGACUCCUCCCUGCAGGACACGAGCACGGUGGCGGUGUACCACCAGACGUCGGGCGGCAUCGACGGCGACGACACGUCCUGGCACGUCGCGCUCAAGUGCCUCGACGGGGUCACCCCGGCGCUGCGGGUGCCGCUUCGUUCGCACUCCGCGUACUACAUUAUGCGAGACUUUAACCUCCACCACCACCACGCGGUGCUCAACGGCGACACCCGCCGGUUCAGCUCCACGCAUCGCGUCGCCGUCACCGCGAAAGACACCUUCGAUUACGUCAGAGGUCGGUGCGAGCGCGCGCUCGCCGUGCUGCCCUCGCUGAAAUGGCGAGCGGGUAGAUGGCCGAAAGGGACCAAACCACCGAGGGACGCGAGUAGUACACAGCUGUCCGACGCGGUGCGGGUGCUUGGGGAGACGCACCGCGAGGUGGAGUUUCAGUGGAUACGGAUGUUCUGGCUGCAGGGCACGAGGCACGCGGCGCAACACGACGGGUACUGGACGCGACGGAUCGAGGAGCUGACGCAGGCGUGGGACGUGAUGGAGCUCGGUUUGCGUUUCGCGAUGGAUGCGUGCGCGAGAGCCGCGGAUGGAAAGGCGAAGGCGGAGCCCAGAGCUUUCGAGAUGCUUCGGUACCUUCUGGAGACAAUCGCGGAGCUCAGGGAGGAGCACGACGCUCGAACGCAGUCCGGGGCGUACGCGCAGGUGCCCGACGAUUGCAAGCCGGUGGACCUGCCCGGCUUUGACGACUCGUCGCCGCUGCCGCGGAACCUGAGGCCGGUGCUCAACACCCUCGAGCGCCAUCGACGGAGGGCGCUCGACCGAUAGACGUACGACACGUAGACGCACGCGGCGGUUGGAUCGUCGUUAAACGAAAGUCUUGUAGCUGCUUACAACAUGUGUGCGCGGGGUGUUCCGAUCCCGAACCGCGUAGCCCCGGUGUAAAAUCAAAGCAAUUGUAUG
Micromonas commoda is the source of this 1698-nucleotide messenger RNA. RefSeq names its product FATSO protein (gene FTO). The transcript is spliced from 2 exons. The coding region runs from base 1 to 1563 and encodes 520 amino acids. The record is from RefSeq and is a predicted model, not a curated record. Lineage: Eukaryota; Viridiplantae; Chlorophyta; Mamiellophyceae; Mamiellales; Mamiellaceae. Gene Ontology annotation, molecular function: oxidative RNA demethylase activity; broad specificity oxidative DNA demethylase activity. Gene Ontology annotation, biological process: DNA alkylation repair; regulation of multicellular organism growth; RNA repair.